ACCUGAAGGUUUUCUCGCUUUUCCAGAGGAGGCAUCUCAGAACUGUCCACCCUUUUGCUUCCAGUAGCGUCUCAGGGCUUUCCUCAUAUGGUGUACCUCCCAAACACAGGUUUAAUAAAUGAGGUUUUCUUUCCCCUUGGCUUUUUUUGCUCAGUGAUAAGGAUCCAAAGAUCAUUUUAGCAACUGCAAAAUUUGUCUCAGUCUUUUUAGCUCUUGCAUGAGGAAAAAAAAGGAAGAAAGAAAAGAAAAGAAACAACUGUCUUGCUGCUCAGAAUUCGUGAAUCGAUGCGCUUCUAAGGGUAUAAAAGAAAGGGAAGAUCAUCUGAAAGGAUUCUAUUUUUGAUUGAACGCAUCACUCUGCCUUCCUCUGCUAACACCCAAUUGCGGACUAUUUUGCUGAGACCCUGUCCAUUUCGAGAUAAGUCUGAAGCGACAGUGAGGCUGCGUUUUAAUGAAGAAACCUCCGAGCUGCUAACAGUGACACAAGUGGAGGCCGAAGACCUCAGAGGCAAACCAUGCAGUCGUCAUGGAAACUCACACUGUUUCUGUCACUGACUAGCUGUCUUACAGAAUAUUCCAAAGCUGUCCCAGGAAUCCCUCCUUCAUACGCUGCUGUCUUAAGACUGAAAUCUGCCAGUUCACCUUAUUCCUCCUCUGCCUUUAACUCAAAGAGCCGGCAACGAUCCAGCAGCAGCCCUGACUUGGGAAGCAUCUCUGCACCAAGCUGGCGAGGAGCAGCCCAGCAUUAUCACUCCCCGACAAACCUCCAACACGCCUCCGAGGCCUUCAAACAUGAUGAGAGUGUGGAUUAUGGGCCGGUGUUUAUACAGGAGCCUGACAAUGUGAUCUUCCCAACCGAUUCAGAUGAGAAGAAAAUUUCCUUCAGCUGUCAAGCUCGAGGGAACCCAGCUCCAACCUACAGAUGGCUCCGGAAUGGAACAGAGAUUGACACUGAAAGUGACUACCGCUACAGUUUGAUAGAAGGAAGCAUUAUCAUCAAUAAUCCCAGCGAGACAAAGGAUUCAGGACAGUACCAGUGCUUAGCUACCAAUGUGUUUGGCAGCAUUCUGAGCAGAGAAGCGAUUCUUCAAUUUGCAUAUCUGGGGAAUUUCAGUGGCCGGACGAGAAGUGCCGUCUCAGUGCGAGAAGGUCAAGGUGUCGUGCUGAUGUGUUCUCCUCCACUUCACUCCCCAGAAAUCAUCUAUAGCUGGGUAUUUAAUGAGUUCCCCUCCUUUGUGGCAGAGGAUAGCCGGCGGUUCAUCUCCCAGGAAACAGGCAAUCUCUACAUAUCCAAGGUGCAGCCAUCUGAUGUAGGUAGCUACAUCUGCCUGGUGAAGAACACGGUGACCAAUGCCAGAGUCCUUAGCCCUCCGACGCCAUUGACGCUCCGAACAGAUGGUGUGAUGGGAGAAUAUGAGCCAAAAAUUGAAGUGCAUUUUCCAUAUACAGUUACAGCUGCAAAGGGAUCUACAAUUAAGAUGGAGUGCUUUGCACUUGGAAACCCUGUUCCAACCAUCUCAUGGAGGAAAGUCAACGGCCCCACUCCAAGCAAAGGCCGCCUACGGAAGUCCCAAGCGGUGCUAGAAAUCCCAAAUGUGCAGCUGGAAGAUGCAGGAACGUAUGAGUGCAAAGCUGAAAACUCCCGUGGAAGGAAUGUCUUCAGAGGACAGCUGCAAGUAUACACAUACCCCCACUGGAUGGAGAGGCUUAAUGAUACCCAGCUAGACAGUGGGGAUCAGCUUCGAUGGGAAUGUAAAGCCACUGGAAAGCCACGGCCAACCUAUCGCUGGCUAAAAAAUGGAGCGUCGCUCUGGCAGGAGAGCAGGAUUGAGAUGGUUAAUGGUGUACUGAUGAUCCACAGUGUCAAUCAGUCGGAUGCUGGAAUGUACCAGUGUGUAGCAGAAAACAAGCAUGGAGCCAUUUACACCGGUGCCGAGCUGAGGAUUUUGGCCUCUGCUCCAACUUUCCCACCAAGUCAGCUGAAGAAAACCAUCAUUGUCACCAUCGGCCAAGAAGUUGCUGCGGAGUGCAAGCCGCAAGCCUCUCCAAAACCGACCAUCUCGUGGAAGAAAGGAGAAAAGGCACUAAGAGAAAAUAAAAGGAUAACUGUUCUUCCAGAUGGGACCCUGAGAAUCCUGAAUGCCACCAAACUGGAUGAGGGGAGAUAUGUAUGCCGAGGAGAAAACAUAUUCGGUUCUGCGGAAAUAACAGCUUCUGUGUUCAUUAAAGUGCCUACCCGGAUAGACCUGUCUCCAAAGAGGAUGGAGCUGACUGUGGGAGAAAGCAUUGUCCUCAGUUGCAAAGCCAUUCACGACCCCACGUUAGAUGUCAUUUUCCACUGGACAUUGAACGGCCAGCCCAUCGAUUUUGAGAAGGAAGGUGGACACUUUGAAAGCAUCCUUGUGCAAGAAUCCUCUGCAGAUUUAAUGAUCAGGAACAUUCUUCUGAUGCAUGCUGGGAGAUAUGGCUGCAGGGUACAGACCACAGCAGACAGUGUGUCAGAUGAGGCAGAACUUCUUGUUAGGGGUCCACCUGGGCCUCCUGGAGUUGUGAUUGUUGAAGAAAUCACUGAAACGACAGCAACGCUUUCUUGGACUCCUGGGGCAGACAAUCACAGCCCCAUCACCUCCUACAACUUGCAAGCGCGAAGUCCAUUUUCCCUCGGCUGGCAGACCGUGAAAACAGUUCCAGAAAAUAUCAGUGGUGACUUGGAGUCUGCCAUGGCUGUUGAUCUAAACCCUUGGGUGGAAUAUGAGUUCAGAGUUGUAGCCACUAACAAAAUUGGGACUGGAGAUCCAAGUGCGCCAUCUAGAGUGAUCAGGACCAAGGAGGCAGUUCCAAAGACAGCUCCAGCAAAUGUCAGUGGUAGAAGUGGAAGACGGCAUGAAUUAGUAAUAGCAUGGGAGCCAGUCUCUGAAGAGUUUCAGAAUGGAGAAGGAUUCGGUUACAUUGUGGCUUUCAAGCCCAAUGAGGCAAGGGGCUGGAAGGAAAAAAUGGUAACCUCGUCUGAUGCCUCCAAGUUUAUCUACAGAGAUGAAAGUGUGCCACCUUUAACUCCAUUUGAAGUGAAAGUCGGUGCUUAUAACAACAAAGGAGACGGGCCCUUCAGUCCUAUUGUUAUUAUCCAUUCUGCUGAGGGAGAACCCAGCGAUGCUCCGACUGACGUCAAAGCUACAGGAUUGUCUGUAUCGGAGAUUCUUGUCUCAUGGAGGCAUAAUAAAGAAAGCCUAGGAAGACCGCAGGGAUUCGAGGUUGGUUACUGGAAAGAUAUGGAGCAAGAAGAAGCAGCCGAAAAAGUCCGUACAGAAGGAAAUGAAUCAUCCAUCAUUCUGACAGGGCUUGAAGGCAACACCUUAUAUCACAUGAGAGUCAGGGCGUUCAAUGCGGCAGGGUAUGGACCAGCUAGCAACACAGCCCGUGCAGCCACCAAGAAAUCACCUCCUAGUCAAGCACCAAGCAAUAUUAUGUGGAUACAAGAUGGCUCUCACAUCUCUCUGGGAUGGGAACCUGUUAGGCCUCUAGAGAAUGAAUCAGAUGUCAUGGGAUACAAGGUCCUAUAUAGACAAGAAGGUCACAGCAACAGUGAAGUCAUCGAAACGCAGAAGACCUCUGCAGUGGUGCUUCUGCCUGAUGUAGGUGUCUACAUCAUAGAAGUCCGUGCAGUCAGCGAAGGAGGAGAUGGAACGAGUUCCCAGAUCAGGGUACCGUCCUUUUCAGGUGGAAAAGUCACAAGUUCUCAAUCAAGCCUACAAGCUUUCUCCACAUCCUCGUCAACUGUAACAUUUCUAUUAGUACUGAUGGUUCCAUCGACCUCAUGGUGAAAACUGUGGACCUUUUUCUUUCAUCUGUUUGAUUGCUUUACCCCACCAACGCCAACGGAGAGAGAGCUCUGCGUCCCCAGAGGGAGAAAAUGGCAAAGAGUGACCUCUCAGAAGCAUAUGGAAAUGGACGCGGUGCCACAGGAACGUCGAGGGAGGGGGAAGAAUAAAUGCUAAAACACUUGAUCAGGUUUCUUCUCCUCCUUUUUUUCUGAAUGUCCUCUUUGGGGGAGGAGAUGUUUAUUGCCCAGCCAAAAAUAUGCAGAUUGUAUGAAAUGAACUUUUGUAAGCGAAUUAAAUUUCUGUCAAAUUUA
This is a messenger RNA of Heteronotia binoei (common prickly gecko), 4132 nucleotides long. RefSeq names its product contactin 5 (gene CNTN5). The record is from RefSeq and is a predicted model, not a curated record. Gene Ontology annotation, biological process: cell-cell adhesion; brain development. Gene Ontology annotation, molecular function: cell-cell adhesion mediator activity. The coding region runs from base 516 to 3821 and encodes 1101 amino acids. Lineage: Eukaryota; Metazoa; Chordata; Lepidosauria; Squamata; Gekkonidae. The transcript has 26 exons.